Amoebophrya sp. A25 is the source of this 4861-nucleotide messenger RNA. Lineage: Eukaryota; Dinophyceae; Syndiniales; Amoebophryaceae. The record is from the annotation of a GenBank genome assembly.
AAAAAACGCUCAUCUUUUCAUUCAUGUCUCGGAGUUUUGGAAAUCGUGUCGUGUGAAGAUUCGCAGUGGGCACAAUGACGUCCCGGUCGAACACCUUCCCCCUGAACGCUUUGGCUAAUUGUAUCAACUAUGGAUGUCGUGAAGUAAUCAUGAUGAAGUCGCAUGUUAAACCGUGUGAAGUUUUAAGAGCAUGACUCCUCCUGAUCAUAGUACACGACCAUGUUCCCUCCGACAUCGUUUCCUGGGGUGCCGGUGGUCUCAGCGAGUGGACACCAUCAAGUCCAAGUCAGCACCGGCAUGGCGGUAGAGGAAUCACAGCAGCGUUGUAGCAUCGACAUCGUUUGGUUCAAACGUGACUUGCGGAUCCACGAUCAUGCUCCACUUGUCGCAGCUUUGGAAGCUAGGAGAGGAGCUGGAGCAGGUGGGCAAGCUUUUGUACAAUCUUCCGUACUACAAUCCUCCUCCAAUCCGCACAGCUGCAAUUUUUCUAUUGAUGCCAGCAUUCUGCCGAUCUACAUCCUCGAACCCGAACUGUGGCGAUUACCCGACAUGUCCCACAGGCACUACCUGUUUCUCGAAGAGUCCGUGAGUGAACUGGCGAGAGACCUGAAGGAGCAUUUGGGUUUGACCUUGCAUGUCUUCGUUGGGGAGGCAGUGGAUGUGUUGGACGAAGUGUGGACGCAACUAAUUAGGGCUCAAUAUGAACAUUUACUUAUGUGCUGCUGCUGGUUUUCGAUUGGACACAGACACAAAGAAUGUAAUUAACCUCCUCCCAUAAAAGGACGAUAGUGUUUUCCCCCUUAUUUUCGCUUAGAGGUGUCCCGCAGAUCUUGAGUGGCGUUCACCUUUUUUUUAGGUGAAGGUUUAGAUCCUGCGACGCUCAAAGCACUAAGUAAAACAACCGGUUAGUUUUCACCUCCACAGUCUUAGGCUUAUCCCAUGCAACAAGUCACUUCUGCAAGUCAUUGCCAUUUCUCCCUAUUUUCUUCUUAGGAUUGGGAGAAAUGUAUGCAAGUGCAGCGCGUUUCUCCCUAUUUUCUUCUUGGGAUUGGGAGAAAUGUAGGCAAGUGCAGCGCGUUUCUCCCUAUUUUCUUCUUAGGAUUGGGAGAAAAAAUGUAGGCAAGUACAGCUCGUUUCUCCUUAUUUCUUUCUUAGGACGAUUGGGAGAAUAAAUGUAGGCAAGAAAUAAAUUGUUUUGAGCUCUAAACUAAGUAGCACCUCGAGUAGGACUGUUUUUACUCUGCGUUCCCACCAAGAGACGUGGAAUUGGUGGACGUACCAGAGAGAUCGCGCAGUAAGGCGAUGGUGUAGAUCUAGAAACAUCGCUUGGCGUGAGCCAAGACAGACUGGUGUGGUGCGUCGAUUGAAGGAUAGAAAUGGGUGGUCGAGACAGUGGGAGACGUUCAUGCGAUCUGCGCAACCGGAUAUCAAAUCACACAUGCUGGUGACUCAGUGGACUACGGACAACGUCAAUGUCGAAGGUGUAGACCAGAAACAGUGCAGCCAGUCCUCCUACCAGUCUGUGCAGGAGCAUGUAGACUUCGUACUGAGUAGUCGACGGUGUAAAACUCGCUAUUUUGGUGAAGAAGAACCCUCUUCGUCUUCGUCAGACCACAACAACAAGGCGACCCGCCAACAGCUGAAAAUGUCAAAAGCUCUUCCCCACCCCUCUCGUUUCGGUUUGGAGUUUGAUGGGUGCAAGGGCAGACAGCGUGGUGGACGACGCAAUGGCGUUUUCAUGCUGCGUAGUUUCUUAGAUGGGCGUGGCUGUGGCUACAGUAAAAACGUAUCUAGCCCUAUCACUGCAUGGGAAGGUUGUGCCAGGCUUUCGGUCCAUCUGGCGUUUGGCACGGUGUCACUAAGAGAAGUCUUUCAGGCGACAGAGAAAGCGCGGGAAAAAAGUCAAGCACUUAAGAAGGAAAAAGCUGGAAAUAGUAGAGGGACGAAAGGAGCUGCUAAGGCUAAAGCAGGAAGUGGAACUGGUGCAACAAACAGCUUUAGUAGUUCUACUAGUUCUACUUCUAUUCCUACUGCAACAACAGCUUUAGUCGUCGGAGCCUCUUCCACUAGUUCUACUACAUCAAAAACUACUCCUACUGCGCCUGCGAACCCUCCACCUCUCACCACAGUCCUCAACGGUCGAGACUUGAACUCCUUUGGAUCUCGAUUGCGAUGGCACUGUCAUUUCGGUCAGAAACUAGAAGACGAGCCUUUGCUUGAAUUCCAGAACCUGCAUAGCGGAUAUGACGGUCUGCGAGAAGAGAAUGCUAUUAGUGAUGAACAAGCUAAAAGCGUGUCUGAGUGGGCCUGUGCGACUUGCAAUAUGAAUGCUGUGGUUUCAUCAGGAGGUGGCGAAGCCCUUACGCGGCAAGAACAUCAUCUGCUAGAGGGUUAUGAACAUUGCGAAGCCCUCGCACGGCAUCAAGAACAUCAUCUGCUAGAGGGUUAUGAACAUUGGAUACAAAAACGGAGGAAAUCCUCAAGCGGCCAAUUUUCAGUGGUUUCACCUGGUGAAAUUCCUGAAGAAAGAAUAGGUUUGGUCAAGUUCCAACACUGGGCUUCCGGAACCACCGGUUACCCGAUGAUUGAUGGCUGUAUGCGUGCUCUAAUCGAAACCGGGUGGGUCAAUUUUCGUAUGCGUGCGAUGUUAGUCUCCUUCGCCUGUUUUCACUUGUGGUUACACUGGAGACCGGUGUCUAUACACUUAGCUCGUUUGUUUACGGACUACGAGCCAGGGAUCCACUACCCGCAGUGUCAGAUGCAAGCAGGGACCACCGGGAUUAACACGAUUAGGUGUUACAAUCCGAUAAAACAAAGCGAAGAUCAAGAUCCGGACGGACGGUUCUUGAAAAGGUGGUUGCCAGAGGUGUUUUUAGGAGGUGAACACAUCAAUAGAAAAGAUAGAGAUAUUAGGCGGGAACGCAGACCAGCAUUAGAUGAUAAGGUACAAGUAGAGUCGACAAAGACAAAGCCAUCGACUUGUUCUUCAAUGGCUAUUCCUCCUGUCGCUGUCCUGGAGACCCAAACCACAGCCAAAGUCGACUAUUUCGUACCUCGAAGUACAGGGCAGACAGCGUUUGUCACUGGUACUACACGUAGCGUCCAUUCGCCUUGGUUGCGGAACGACUUCCAGCCACCUAGAGCUGCACAGUUUUGGAUCGACGACAAGGAAUUAAAGAAAGUGAUAGCAGCAGAGAAGAAAAAGAUGAAACAAACAGUGGCUGCUAAGGCGAAGGCGGCAGGAGGCAAAAAAGGUGGGCAGAAGAGCAUAUUGGAGAUGUUUAGUGCGGCUCACGACGAAAGUCAAAAACAAAAUGGAAACGAGGAGGAUGAAGAACCUCUUUGCGAUUUAGAUAAAGAAGAUGACGACGCUGGUGGGGAUGCGAUGUCUAUGGAUACAACUAGCAAGUCACAACCUAGAAGUAGUACAAUCGCGCCACCACCUGCUCAACCUGCCCAUCUUACUGCGAGUCAACUAGUCCUGUUAAAACGUCUGAAGAAGAUUAUGGACGAACAAGCACUAGCCUUUCAUCGAGAAGCUAUGUUGAUAAGUGGUAAUGGUAAGACUAAGAGUAAUGCGGGUAGUACUGCUACUGCUCUUGUUCUACAAGAGCCCAGUGGUCGUUUCCUCAAUAAAAUUCUUCUCUAUACCGGUUUUCCUAUUGUCGAGGAGAAAGCUGGAAGACGAUACGCUUUAGACAUCAUUCAUGGGCUUCGAAAGAUGGACACUGUGAAAGUCGAAGCUCAACAAGUAGUGAAAAAACACGGAAGUCGUACAAGGGCUAGUGACCAUAGGACUUUGGAUUUGAAAGUAUCUUCGCCGAAUUUGUUGAAUGGCAAUAGUCUUGCCGGUGCGGGAGUAGGAGAUGCAGCUGUAGCCAAUGGAGGCAGUACUCACGUCCCCGAUAUCGACAUGACAUCCACACUGUCCUUUGGCGAAAACGGAGAAAAGGUACUAGUUGGAUGGAAAAAACAGAAGAAAGGAGGACCUGCGCCACCACCUACUACGAAGAAAUUUCUAGCGGUAACAAACAGUGUAGAGGGUAAUUCUUCAUCGACGCUGACCACAUCAUCCGGCACCUCCAGUUCGUCAACAUUGCCAGUACCAGUGAAGCGACCCGCUCGCGUGACUAAGAAAGGACCAGAUGGACCACCAAGAAGGAAUGGCAGGCCUAAUCUUUUUCCAGAUAUUUUCCCCAUUCAUGAAGAUCAAGUGGCAGAAGAACAACCACCAACGUCCAACAAUACCGCAAAGAGACGGAAAAUUGGCGUACUAGAUGUUGAAGGAUUGUCUUUGUCCGACUCCGAUGACGAAAUUUUGCUGGAUUUGACGACUGUCCGACAGGAAAGCAAAGGUUCAUCUGGUACAAGUGCGAAAGACCCCUUUCCUGGAGGUACAACAGUUUCCUAUAAUCCACAGUACAACAUCGAGCAGGAGCAGGAGGAUGAGGACCUCGCACGCGGCCCAGCCGAUCCAGACGAUCCUGCGAGUGUCAUCGCCAGCCUAAACAAUAAUCCGAUUGGGGUCAUUGAUUUGUCUUCGGAUGAUGAGGAGGAUGUGGAUAUUUCUGGGAGAGUACAAGCGUCAGGACCACAGGCAGCUGAGGAGGAUGUGAAUAUUUCUGGGAGGGUGCAACAACCUCGAGGACCAAAUGCAGGUGGUGGCCAUCAAACAAAUCUUCAGGGGAAUGUGACAAGAACAGACCACGACAGGGUGGGACGAGGCAUUUCAUGUUUAACAACACCGGUUAAUCUUACUGUCGUGAACAAGGGUCAUGGUAAACCUGAUCAUGAUAAAGAAGAUGAUGAUAUCAUUGUGAUUUCAGAUUCUGACAUUUAUGAUGGCGAAGAAGUGCCUUAA